Molecule: messenger RNA, 1371 nt
Organism: Aspergillus niger
Lineage: Eukaryota; Fungi; Ascomycota; Eurotiomycetes; Eurotiales; Aspergillaceae
Exons: 7
Coding region: 1-1371 (456 amino acids)
Biological process (GO): amino acid transmembrane transport
Cellular component (GO): vacuolar membrane
Molecular function (GO): amino acid transmembrane transporter activity
Source: RefSeq, a predicted model, not a curated record
AUGCGUUUGGACGGCGUUGCCCCUCCGCCUGAUGCGGUUGAGCCCAAGAGUCAGCGGGAGAAGGAUGAGGACGUGGAGGACCUCAAGGCUAUCAAUAAUGCGCCUGAGGUGGACGCCUUUGGUGAUGAAGCUAAUGCGGAGGUCAAGUACAAGACCUUGAAGUGGUGGCAAUGCGGAAUGUUCAUGAUUGCUGAAUCCGUGUCGCUCGGUGUCUUGUCUCUUCCGGCUACUAUGACGGCCCUGGGUCUUGUUCCCUCUCUCAUCCUCAUCAUCGGUCUCGGUAUCCUCGCCCUGUACACUGGUUAUGUCAUUGGUCAAUUCCGUGAACGCCACCCUUACAUCCACAACCUCGCCGAUGCGGGAGAGAUCCUCAUGGGCAGCUUUGGUCGGGAAUUGUUCGGACUGGGCCAGAUUCUCUUCUCCAUCUUCAUCAUGGGUAGCCACAUCGUCACCUUCACUGUUAUGAUGAACACCAUCACCGAUCACGGUACCUGCUCCAUCGUGUUCAGUAUCGUUGCAUUCGUCAUCUGUCUCGUUCUCUCGCUGCCUCGCACUAUCAAGAACUUGACUUACAUCUCCACUGCCUCCUUCCUGAGUAUCUUCUCCGCGGUUAUGAUCACCAUGAUUGGUGUCGGUGUGCAGUACAAGGGUGGACAGAACAUCAGCAUCACUACCGAGACCAACCUGUACACCGCGUUCAGUGGUGUGACCCAGAUUAUGUUCGCGUACUGUGCGCACGUCGCCUUCUUCGGUCUGAUUGCCGAGAUGGAGGAGCCUAAGGACUUCCCCAAGGCGCUGUGUCUGCUGCAGGGCUUCGAAAUCUCCCUCUACGUUACCGCCGCCAUCGUCAUCUACUACUAUGUGGGCAACGGCGUUGACUCGCCGGCCCUGGGAUCGGCUGGUCCUGUCUUGAAGAAGGUGGCCUACGGCAUGGCCAUUCCUACGAUUAUCGGUGCCGGUGUGGUCAACGGACAUGUUGGUCUCAAGUACAUCUACGUGCGCAUCUUCCGCAAGUCGGGUCGCAUGCACAAGAACGACUGGGUCUCGGUGGGAUCCUGGAUUGGCAUUGGCGUGACCUGCUGGGUGAUUGCCUGGAUUAUCGGCGAGGGUAUCCCCUCUUUCAGCAACCUGGUCAGUCUCAUCAGUUCGCUGUUUGCCAGUUGGUUCAGUUUUGGUCUGCCGGGUGCCUACUGGCUGCACAUGAACUACGGCCAGUGGUGGUCGAGCCCGAGGAAGUGUGCUCUGACUAUCAUUAACAUGCUCAUCUUUGCCAUUGGUGGCGCGAUGUGCGGUCUUGGUCUGUACGCGUCCGGCAAGGCGAUCCACGACGACUCGUCUCGGUCCAGCUUCUCGUGCGCCAACAAUGCAUAG